AUGCCCCCGCGCAAGAAAGCCAAACUCACUCCUCAAAAUGAGAAUGCCGAGCCGUCCGCAAGCACCACUGACCAGCCAACAACCGCGGAUUACGACCCAGUGACAGAUCCCUGGACGGACGAGCAAGAGACCGCGUUGUUGAAGGGCAUUAUAAAAUGGAAGCCUGUAGGCAUGCACAAGCACUUCCGCAUGAUCGCGAUUUCGGAGUUCAUGAAAAGCCAAGGAUAUGCGCCCGCGCACGCUGAACACACACGGAUACCAGGGAUAUGGAAGAAGCUGGGUACAUUAUACAAUCUUCCGGCCUUGGAUGAACGGGAAGAUUCAUUGAUAACAGACACCGCGGAGGACUCGAAGGAAUUCUACUGCCCGUUCGAACUACCCCAGGACGAAUACGGAGAACUGAUGUUCGAACGGCGACUGGCGAUGGAAGGGACGGCGUCUCCUGAUCCGAGCACGCAUGCGGGAUCGAGGAGGGGGAGCACGGUGGCUGAUACGGACGAACCACGCUCUUCCCCCGCGCCAUCACGAGGACGGAAAUCAGGCCGUGGCGGGCGUACCUCUGGACGAGGCACGCGUUCGUCGCGUCUUCAAGUCGAAGUUGAACCGCCGGCGAAGGGUUCCGGAGCUGCGGAGGAAGAAGGGGAUUCUGGCGAGGAGACAGGCGCGAAUGAAGAUGGCGAUGAAGAUGGUUCGGACGCUGCGAAGGAUGAUAGCGAGGUCGAUGAGGAAGCGGAGGGAGGAUCGCCUACGACGCGAAGUACGCGCGCCCAGACAUCGAGGACGAAGCAGAAGGGGAGAAGUGCAGCAGGCACAGGAACUCGGAGGGGUCGACGGCGUCAGCCUUGA
This is a messenger RNA of Aspergillus luchuensis, 846 nucleotides long. RefSeq lists its product as uncharacterized. Lineage: Eukaryota; Fungi; Ascomycota; Eurotiomycetes; Eurotiales; Aspergillaceae. The transcript is spliced from 4 exons. Bases 1 to 846 code for a protein of 281 amino acids. Gene Ontology annotation, biological process: regulation of transcription by RNA polymerase II. The record is from RefSeq and is a predicted model, not a curated record. Gene Ontology annotation, cellular component: nucleus; NuA4 histone acetyltransferase complex.